UGCAGGUGCAAGUGACAAGAUCCUCAACCCAGGCAGAGCUGAAGUGUCACAGCAGCUGUAAUGUGGCUGACAGUCCUUCAUAUGUCUGGUACAGAAAUGGAGAGAAACAGGCUGCAGAGACAUCUUCUCUUAGAGUCCAUGUUCCUGAUUCCAACAGUUAUACCUGUGCUGUUAAAGGACAUGAGGAUCACCGCUCUGCUGCAGUCUAUGCGCCAAAGACUCCCUCAGUUUCACAAGGUCCCACUGAUGAGGUGAUGGUGUUCAGAUUAGUGGAUCUGACCUGCAGCAGUGAUGCUAACCCAGCAGCUACUUAUACCUGGUACAAGGAGAAUGAUGAUGAACCUCUCCAUAAUGGAGCCAAGCUUGUCUUUUUGACAGAUUUUUCUGUCUCUGACGAAUUGUACUGUACAGCUGAGAAUGAGCUGGGGAGGAAGAGAUCCAAACACUUCUCUGUUGAUGGGAAAUUGGUUAGGGGAGAGGAUGACUGGGGAGUGACUUACUCUUCUUAUCAGAUCUGUGCCUUAAAAGGAUCAACAGUGGACAUUCCCUGCACCUACACGUAUCCAUCAACAAUAAAUAAUCAAACUACUAAAGUUCAAGACAGAUUGUGGUUUGCUAAAAUGAGUUCCUCUACACCUGUGGAUCUGAAAACAGACUCAGACUACUCAGGUCGUGUGGAGUAUCAUUUCAAUGAGAACGACUGCACUCUGAGAAUCAAAGACCUGAGAGAGAGCGACUCAGCUCAGUACAAGUUCAGGUUCACAGCAAACCAACAAGGUGGAAGGUUUACUGGUGAACCAGGAGUCACUUUGACUGUCACAGACCUUCAAGUUGAGGUGGAGAGCGUAUCAACUCAGGCGGAGCUGAGGUGUCACAGCAGCUGUAAUGUGGCUGAUAGUCGUUCAUAUGUCUGGUACAGAAAUGGACAGAAACAGGCUGCAGAGACAUCUUCUCUUAGAGUCCCUGUUCCUGAUUUCAACAGUUAUGCCUGUGCUGUUAAAGGACAUGAGGAACACCACUCUGCUGCAGUCUAUGCUCCAAAGACUCCCUCAGUGUCACAAAGUCCCACUGAUUUUUCUGGCUCUGGAGAUUUUUACUGUACAGCUGAGAACAAGCUGGGGAGGAAGAGAUCUGAACACUUAUCUGUUGAUGCAAAAUGGAACUCAACGUUCAACAUGAAUAUCAUGAAGCUGACUCUGAUGCUCCUUAUGAUGACUCCUCUGCUUGUCCUGACUCUGUGGAUGAGGAAGAAGAAAACUCUGAGCUCCACCACCAAACCAAAUGAACCUGUAGAGAUGAUAGAGCUGGACUCUGGUUCUGAGUAUGAGAACGUCUUAGCCGUCCCUGCAGCACAGACAGAAGACGCAGAGGAGCAGGAAGACCUGGUGUGAAGUCCAGAGAGAUGCAGCUGAACCAGAGGAAGAACUCACUGUGGAGGAUGUGGAAACAUUUACCUGAAUACAUCUAGUGUUGUGCGAAUUCCCACUAAAAAUGAUCUCACUUAACGUUCAGUUCACAAAGACUAAAAUGAACUAGUUCAAAUAGUUACUUCUUAUCAAUUUUGAACUAAGUUCAUUGUCCUAAAAAUUAUUGUUAAUUGUUUUAGUUGCACGUAAUUAUUUAUUAGAAAAGCCUCCAAUGUUUCCAAAUCCAGCCCUCAAUCAUUGACAUUUCCUAAGUUAAGAAAAGUAUUCUACAACAGAAUCAUUAAAUUCAACAUCCAAGAAAGUCACAAGUAAACAUAGGAAUUAAUCUGCUUCUUUGAAAACUUCAAAACACACAUGUAAUGAUCAUUUGUUGGCUGAAUAUUUGGCUAUAGGUUUCAACUUUAACACCCAUUAAAAAGGGUGAGAUGGUUUUAACAUCCCCUAAAGUAAAAGGGGCUAAGGGUAAAGAAACACUGAACAAACACAAACAGUGAAUUAUUCUCCAUUAUCAGAAAGCUACACCUCUCUAAAACCAUACUAGUUAUUGCCUGUUGGGAUCCGUCCUGAUUCAUUCAUAAAACUCUUCCAAAUAUUUACAAGAGCUAGCUUCAUCAGCAACGUAAACUAGAUCUGAAUUUGUAGCAGCAUAAUCCACGCCAAGUGCCGUAGAUUUGACUUCCACUGCCGUAAAACACAGUGCUUGGUGACUCUGCAAUUCUCGAUACCGCUCUGAUUCUCCCGGAAUGGCUGAUUCAAAUAAAAGCCAGUUUUCACAACAAGUCAAGGCCUGUAGGACAAAGCAGUGAAACAUUAGUGUGUAACAUGCUUUUGAAUGGACUUCAAACUAUAUGCUUUUUAGGUUAGUUUGCUAAGGAAUGUUUUAUCUACUAACUAUUAAGACCAAAAAAAUGACAGUACACUCUUUACUUUUUGGCUUAUUUCCAUUAUUCUCAGAUUUUAUGUGUAAGGAUGAAAUGUGUCAGUUUAUUUUGACUUAGGAUGUUUCUGAAACGAGCGAUGCAGAGUUUUUACUGAAGAAGCUCAAGACCUUUCAUUUAUGUUGGAUCUUUAAACCAGGUUUUAGUUUUCUUUCAUUCUUCAGUCUUAUAUCAAGCAGAGUAUAUUUUUUUAACCGCUUAAAUAAUUAAAGCUUGUGCAACCCAUAACUUUGAUCGUACAUCCAGUUGUCACCUUUGCAGGACUGUAUGUCAAAGAUACUGAUGAACAAAGUUAACUGUGGAUCAGGGAAGAGCAGAGGAUUCUAGAGGGGAAUAUUCACAAUAUUGCUUUUUUUUCCUUCCAAAUAUUUAAAUAAAUAUGCCUGGAAUGUU
Messenger RNA from Notolabrus celidotus (New Zealand spotty), 2758 nucleotides. RefSeq lists its product as uncharacterized. The record is from RefSeq and is a predicted model, not a curated record. Bases 255 to 1391 code for a protein of 378 amino acids. NCBI's taxonomy places the organism in Eukaryota, Metazoa, Chordata, Actinopteri, Labriformes, Labridae. The transcript has 10 exons.